Molecule: messenger RNA, 1517 nt
Organism: Diospyros lotus (date-plum)
Lineage: Eukaryota; Viridiplantae; Streptophyta; Magnoliopsida; Ericales; Ebenaceae
Product: RING-H2 finger protein ATL3-like
Exons: 1
Coding region: 424-1245 (273 amino acids)
Source: RefSeq, a predicted model, not a curated record
GGAUGUUGGGGAACGCCACAACGGCAGUCAAAGUGGAAGUUGAAGCAGAGACCUCACCUUCACCUUCUUCUUCUUCUUCUUCCCCGCCGCCGUACUGUGACUGACACACAACUCUCUCUCUCUCUCUCUCUCUCUGAGUAGUAAGGUGGAGCUUCAUGUCGCUUUCUCUCUCUGGACCCUGAUGACGCCGUAUUGGUCGUCGUCGUCGUCUUCUUCUUGCUUGAGCUGAAUUUUCCUUCCCUUCAAAACCAUCUCUGCACGUCUCCCAAGGUCCUGCAAGUUUAAAACGGGCCAGUCAAACCUCAUCUUUCUCUCUCUCGAUCCCCGCCCGCCCCAAAUCAAGCUGCAGGUUCCAACUUCCAAAAUUUCUGCGAAAUCAGAUUGGGGAUUUUCUGCCGGGAAAGCUUCAGAUUUUCCCGGAAAAUGGGGGACUCGUCGGAGUGGAGCCGGGCGCUGAGCGACUCGCGAGGCAAGAUCAUGGCAGCCGGCCUCGUCGUCCUCUUCGUCGUAAUGGUCUUCGUCCUCUUCCUCCACCUCUACGCCAAGUGGUUCUGGUAUCGCCGCGAAGAAGAAGAAGAAUCAUCUUCCUCUGCCGGCACACGGCGGCGGCGGCGUCUAGACUUCACUCCCGGCUACCAAGACCCUGCGGUUGCCGGUGGCACCCGCCGGGGCCUGGAUCCUUCGGUUCUCAAAACCCUACCCGUUUUGAUCUUCAACCCGAAGGACUUCAGCGACGGACUUGAAUGCGCCGUUUGCCUGACGGAGCUCGCCGGCGGCGACAAGGCUCGGCUACUGCCCAAGUGCAAUCAUGGGUUUCACGUGGAUUGCAUCGAUAUGUGGUUCCAAUCUCAUGCCACCUGUCCGAUUUGCCGGAACCCCGUUUCCGCCCAAUCCCCGUCAGAGUUCCCCAGAUCGGAGACUCACCAGACGGAGUCGCCGAGUUUCCCGACGAAUGUCCUGUUUUGGGGGAACCAAACUCAGGUGAGUACUCUGGGAUCGGCUCUGGAAGAAGAUCGUCAAGCUUCGUCUUCUUCUUCUUCCUCUUCUUCUUCUUCUCCUCCUCCUUCUCAGGCAGAUGGGAUUCUGGUGAUUGACAUUUCAAGGCAGAUUCAGAUUGCUGACGAAGAAGAGCCGAAAUCGCCGGUGACGACCCGAUUGAGGUCGCUGAAACGGCUUCUGAGCCGAGACAGACGAGUGAAUCCUUGUGGCCCAAGUGUUGAUGCAGAACCAGCAAGCAGAGCUUGAGACGAGGAAUUGGAAAAAGCAAUCAGUUUUGGGUUGAUUUGGAGGUUUGAUCUGAGCAAGAAAUUAGAUUUAGAUCUCCACAGUGAAUGUUGUUUGUUUGCUGUUUCUGCAUUUGUUUGAAGAUCUCCCAAUUGAUUGGAAGAGCUGUGUUGUAUACUGUACAAAUUUAGAGUCCAUAUAGUUGUUGGCUAAGCUUGGCUUCUCUGUUUGAGAAGUUGGAACAAUCAAUCCAUCUUUCUCCUUCAGAAGAUGUGUAUCUUCUUCUUUCUCUA